Molecule: messenger RNA, 1450 nt
Organism: Sciurus carolinensis (gray squirrel)
Lineage: Eukaryota; Metazoa; Chordata; Mammalia; Rodentia; Sciuridae
Gene: Zar1l
Product: zygote arrest 1 like
Exons: 4
Coding region: 485-1450 (321 amino acids)
Biological process (GO): translation
Cellular component (GO): cytoplasm
Molecular function (GO): mRNA base-pairing post-transcriptional repressor activity
Source: RefSeq, a predicted model, not a curated record
CUUUGAGUAUACACCAAAGUAGUGGGAUUGCUGGAUCAGAUGAUAAUUCUAUUUUUAAUUUUUAAAAGAAGCACCAUACUGUUUUACAUAAUGGCUGUACUAAUUUACAUUCCCAUCAACAGUGCACAAGGGAUCUAUAAAAUAGCCACUAGAGGAAAAAAAGAAUGAAAUAGCUAAUUAAAGCAUGUGUGUGAAUAAGUCAGAAAUGAAAAACAGCUUUGAAAAAAGAUUGAGAAACAGGGAAUUGAAGAGGUUAGGGAAAAGCAAUUAAGAAUCAAGUGGCUAUAGAUCUCUGCAGGUAGAUACAUCUGCCCUCCUUUAAUUUGGGUAAUAGGUAGCAGCUCCUGUUAGAUUCUGAAAUAAAUGGAGAAGCCAAGGAUGAACCUGAACCAAUUUGAUCAGGAGAAAGAAAGGGCCAAUGAAGGUGGAAGGCGAAAGAACACUAAACGCAGGAGACUAUCGAUUCUGAGCACCUAGUGAGUGGAUGGAGCGCUUUGUCCGCCUUCCCUAUGGCUUAUACCAGGGCUAUGGAAACACACUGCCUUUGGGCCAGCCGGGACUCUCAGGGCACAAACAGUCGGACUGGAGGCAAAACAUGGGUCCCCCUACUUUCUUGGCUAGGCCAGGGCUGCUGGUGCCAGCGAAUGCCCCGGACUACUGCAUGGACCCUUACAAGAGGGCGCAACUUAAGGCCAUUCUUGCCCAGAUGAACCCCAACUUAAGCAUACGGCUGUGGAAAGCCAACACCAAGGAAGUGGGCGUGCAGGUGAGCCUGCGGGUGGACAAGUCGGUGCAGUGCUCCCUGGGGCCCCAAACCCUGCGCAGCCGCUCCCCCUGGGACAGCACUGGCCACAGGCAACCGGUGACAGCUUGGGGAGUCUAUUCGCCAGUGGUCAGCCGCAGGGGAUUGAUCCGACUGCAGAAGGAUGAGGAAGAUGGGGAAAACAAGGCGCUUUCAGGCCCCGCAGAAGCCAGCCAGCAGCCACCAACAACGCCAAGGUUAGAAGAUGACAGGCAGGAGGAACUUCGACAACCAGAGGAGUUGGGGGAGGAAGAUGCCUUGUGUCCUCCGGAAAGAAAGAACAAGCAGGUGCCAGGAGUUGCAGCUGCAGAUCCUCUCCGGAAGAGCAACUUCCAGUUUUUGGAACCAAAAUACGGCUAUUUUCACUGUAAAGACUGUAAGACGAGAUGGGAGAGUGCUUAUGUAUGGUGCAUUUCUGGAACUAAUAAGGUUUAUUUCAAACAACUCUGUUGCAAGUGCCAAAAGAGUUUUAACCCUUAUCGAGUAGAAGCAAUCCAAUGUCAGACCUGUUCAAAGUCUCGUUGUUCCUGUCCUCAAAAGAAAAGACACAUUGAUCUAAGGAGGCCUCAUCGACAGGAACUGUGUGGUCGCUGCAAAGACAAGAAAUUCUCCUGUGGCAAUAUUUACAGCUUUAAAUGCAUCAUAUGA